Messenger RNA from Branchiostoma floridae (Florida lancelet), 1365 nucleotides. Its product is annotated as flocculation protein FLO11-like. Lineage: Eukaryota; Metazoa; Chordata; Leptocardii; Amphioxiformes; Branchiostomatidae. The record is from RefSeq and is a predicted model, not a curated record. The transcript has 2 exons. Bases 1 to 1365 code for a protein of 454 amino acids.
AUGACAGGCACCUCUACUAUGAGUGCUCCUGCCAAAGAAACCACAUCGGCCAUGACUCCCACUACCACUAAGAUGGCUGCCACUACCACUGAAGCAACCACUUCUAACAUGGCAACCACAACUGUUAUCACCACAACAACUGUGACAACCUCCACAAUCACAACAACCGCCAUUGCAACCACAGCUCCCAUGACAACCACUCCUGUUACCACAACAACUCCCAUGGAAACCACAACUCCCAUGACAACCACUCCUGUUACCACAACAACUCCCAUGGAAACCACAACUCCCAUGACAACCACUUCUGUUGCCACAACAACUACCAUGGCAACCACAGCUCCCAUGACAACCACUCCUGUUGCCACAACUACCAUGACAACUACAGCUCCCAUGACAACCACUCCUGUUGCCACAACCACCACCAUGGCAACCACAGCUCCCAUGACAACCACUCCUGUUGCCACAACAACCACUAUGGCAACCACAGCUCCCAUGACAACCACUCCUGUUGCCACAACCACCACCAUGGUAACCACAACUCCCAUGACAACCACUCCUGUUGCUACAACAACUACCAUGGCAACCACAGCUCCCAUGACAACCACUCCUGUUGCCACAACAACCACCGUGGCAACCACAGCUCCCAUGACAACCACUCCUGUUGCUACAACAACCAACGUGACAACCACAGUUCCCAUGACAACAACUCCUGUUGCCACAACAACCACCAUGGCAACCACAACUCCUAUCACAACCACUCCUGUUGCUACAACAACUACCAUGGCAACCACAGCUCCCAUGACAACCACUCCUGUUGCCACAACAACUACCAUGGCAACCACAGCUCCCAUGACAACCACUCCUGUUGCCACAACAACCACCAUGGCAACCACGGCUCACAAGACAACCUCCCCUACCACUGUUGCAGGCGCUUGUCCUCAAGGUUACAAAUUGUUUGAAGCUAACUGCUACAAAGUGUUCACAUACCAAAAGAGCCAUGAAGAGUCUGUGUUGGAAUGUAAGAAGGAUGGGGCCAUCCUGGCCACACCACGAGACAGUGCCACUAACCAGUUCCUGGUCACACUCAAGAACAAAGUGGCAGGUAUGAACACUUAUGUCCGUAUUGGGCUGACGGAUCAUGUUCAGGAGGGAGUGUACGAGUGGAGUGAUGGGAGUCCUCUGCGUGAAGGCGACUUCAGUACCUGGAACCCACGUUCACGCAACAGCGACUCCAAGGAUUGUGUUGAGUAUUACAAGGGCGUUGCAAGGUAUACCGACCGCCUGAAUAAAUGGACAGCUGCUAACUGUGGGUUCAUGCAGAUGUUCAUCUGCCAAGGAAAGACCAACGACGAGACAACUAUUUAA